Messenger RNA from Nerophis lumbriciformis (worm pipefish), 327 nucleotides. The record is from RefSeq and is a predicted model, not a curated record. NCBI's taxonomy places the organism in Eukaryota, Metazoa, Chordata, Actinopteri, Syngnathiformes, Syngnathidae.
AUGUCAAGGCUUUUAUUAAGACUGAACCCGAGGGUCUUCAUUUCAUCUCAAAUUAGGAUGGCAUCCGAUCAGCUUGGUGAGCUUGGCAAAGGAGCAGGGAAAGGCGGCGGUGGCGGAGGUUCCGUGAGGGAAGCAGGAGGUGCGUUUGGAAGACGAGAAGCGGCAGAAGAGGAGCGGUACUUCAGGCAAAAGGAGAAGGAACAAAUGGAAGCGCUAAGGAAGCACCACACGGAGGAAAUCGAGCACCACAAGAAGGAGAUUGAGCGCCUACAAAAGGAAAUUGACCGUCAUAAGGGCAAAAUUAGACGGCUCAAGCAUGAUGACUGA